Molecule: messenger RNA, 3903 nt
Organism: Episyrphus balteatus (marmalade hoverfly)
Lineage: Eukaryota; Metazoa; Arthropoda; Insecta; Diptera; Syrphidae
Product: epidermal growth factor receptor kinase substrate 8-like protein 2
Exons: 9
Coding region: 586-3720 (1044 amino acids)
Biological process (GO): Rho protein signal transduction; regulation of Rho protein signal transduction
Cellular component (GO): plasma membrane
Molecular function (GO): actin binding
Source: RefSeq, a predicted model, not a curated record
CUUAGUUUUUGCUAAGCAAACAAAAAUAUGUGCUGUUUGCAAGAGUAAACAACAGAAUAUGUAAAAAAAAAAAAAAAAUCUUAGGAAUGUCGUCGUGUUGUGAAACUUUAAAUUUUGUUAAAAAAAAAAUUUACUUAACUUUGUUGUUUGCCCGAUGAGAGUGCUUAUUUUUUUUUUCAUUCAUUGAGUUGUGUUCAAUUUACUCAAUAAAAUUAAUAAAUUAUUUUCUAAAUUCAUUCAAAAAUUGAAAACAUAUCUACAUGAAUGUGUGUAUGUGUAUAUAAUACCUGUGUAUCUAUAUAAUUCAAAAAAAAAAAAAAAUUCCAACUUCAAACGAAAGAUACGAUAAUUAUUAUAAAAAUAACGCUGCCACAAAAUACCGUAGCAACAUCGAAAAGAAACUUCAAUGUUAAAACUAAACAAAGCCUUUAGAAUGGAAAAGAUAAUAUAUCUAUGAACAAAAAAAAAAGGAAUCUCAAAUACUGCCUAGACCGCAAUUAAAACGAAAAAAAAAAUUUUUAUUAAUUUUUGCAAAAGAAAACGUUUCUUCUGUCAACAAUAACAACAAACAUUUACAUAUAAAAAAUGGCCUAUCACUCAAAUGGAGGUUAUUCCGGGGAUGAACGUGAAUCGCGAAGCGGUGGCGAUGAUCGUCCCGAAAAUGAUUUAAGCGAUAAACCAAUAUAUUUGCUAGAACAUUUGGCAACAUUUACAGUGAACAAAGAAACUGGUAUUGUUUAUCCAGCUGAUGGAAUGAGAAGACUCCUGCAACUCGAGAAAACUACAGGAAUUUGGUCGCAAAAAAUGCAACUUUGUCUCGAUUAUCAGUGGGUGCUUAUCAUGGACUAUGAAACGGGGAACAUAAUUGAAAGAUUUCCAGCUUCAUUGAUACAAGAGCCAACAGCAUUUACUAGCAAUGACCCUAUGGAAAUGUACAAUAACAUUUUGGUAUUUAUUGUAACCGGGGGCUCAGGAUCAAGGUCAGAAAUGCAUAUUUUCCAGUCACAAGGAGUAUCGGCAGUUCAUUUGGUGGAAGACCUUAAGCAAUUGCGAAGUGGGAAGCUGGUUACACAGCAUCGCGAAACAAUCAAUAUAGCAACGCCACAAAUGAAAUCCUCCUCCCUGAUUCAGCAUCGAGGAAGUUCUGGCCUCAAUCGAGGAGGAGGUGGUGGUGGUGGUGGCGGAGAGUCAUCUGUCGAGCACUAUGGCAUGUCGCGAGAACUUGGUAGCGUUGUUGUUGGUGGAAAUGGUGGAGGUGUUGCUGGUGGUGGAGGAGGAGGUGGCGGCGGCGGUGGCGGCGGUCACGAAACUGACUCUGAACUAGGAUGUGCCAAUGAUGAAACAAGCUCCACAUCAAGUGACAAAUACGAGCGUGAUGUGACAGUGCUUAAUCACUGUUUCGAUGACAUCGAAAAAUUCAUAGCUCGCUUGCAACAUGCGGCGGCAGCUUCUCGUGAAUUAGAACGUCGUCGACGCAAUCGAAAGUCAAAGAAGAAAGAUCCCGGCGAAGGCCUCCUAACACUACGCACCCGACCGCCUCAUGAAAAGGAAUUCAUUGAUAUUUUUGCUAAAUUCAAGCUGUCAUUUAAUUUGCUGGCUAAACUGAAGGCUCAUAUCCAUGAUCCAAAUGCACCGGAAUUGGUGCACUUUUUAUUCACACCAUUGGCCUUGAUUGUCGAGGCGUCAUCCGAUACGUAUUUCGAGUCACAACUUCCAGUAAGAGUGGUGAAUCCAUUGCUAACGAGGGAGGCUGUUAAUUUACUGAUCAAUUGUGUGACUAGCAAAGAAACUGAAUUGUGGCGAUCUUUGGGCGAUGCUUGGACGGUGCCGCGUGAUCAAUGGAAAGAGGAUGUUGGUUCCUAUCAUCCGGUAUUUCUGGACGGAUGGUCGCCGGAUUAUGUGGUGAUUGAUGAAUUAGAUCAUUUGGUUACACCAACAAAUAUAAAACGUAGCAUCGAAUCGCAUCAUAAUUUUGGUAAUGCUAGCAGUUUGGGAAUGAAUGGCAGUGGGGGACUGAUGGGAGGUGAUUACGAUUAUGAUUCACCGCCGCAUCAUCAUCAACACCAUCAAAGUCAAGGUGGUGGUAAUGCUGGCGGGGAUAGAGAUCGGGAUCGGGAUAGGGAUCGAGAUCGUUCAGAUCGAGGGGAUCGCGAACGUGAUAUGAAGGACUUUAGUGCAAGGAGUGACAUUUCACUUGAUUCAAUCGAAAGGAUUGGUGGUGUAACGGCACCAGCUGUAAGUGGUGGCUCGUCAAGCAAUCGACCAUCGAGUGGUCUAAUUGGCAAUGGAACUCAUGCGCAUUUAAAUUCGCAAGCGGCAACGCAAAGUGCUGCUAUGCAGUCGAUUACAACUGGCAUGCAAAAUAUGUAUACAUCAUCGCGCGGUGGUGGUGGAUCGAAUGGGGCAUCAAAUACUUUAGGAUCUGGAACUGGUGGGCCGGCUGCUGAAAUAAGUGGCACACGAGCAGGUGCUAGUGGGAGUGGCGUUGGUGCAGUUGCAGGUGCAGGUAUUGGUGGUGGUGGCGGCGGUCAUGGUGACGAUCAAAUGGUUGAGGCAUGGUUAGAUGAAUUGCAAGCUACAGGUGCCAAAAUUGUCCUUGUUACAUAUCCAAGGACAGCUAAUAAUGAUAAGGAGCUGAGUGUGGUUCGAGGAGAAUAUUUAGAGAUUUUGGAUGAUAGCCGAAAAUGGUGGAAAGCACGAAAUAGUCGAGGACAAGUUGCUCAUGUGCCACAUACCAUUGUUACUCCUUACAACAGUUUCAAUGAAACAGAGUUUAACAAUCAAUUUUAUUCACAUAAUUAUAAAUCAAAUGCAUCCGAAGCUAACUCUCAAUUAGGAGCAACUCAUCCUCAAAACUCAGCUGAAUGGGUUCGUAACAAGCAUAUUGGACAAGAAAGUUUUAAGGAUUCAACAACAUCAUCACCCGUAAGAUACGCUAUACCAGCAAAUCGAUCACGCCAAUUAGAACAACAACAACGACCAGUUUACUAUCCUUCUGCCAUUUAUAGUGAUAAUAAAACAAAACAAAUCUCUAAUUGCAACAACGAGAAGAACAUCAAACAUCAAUACCAAUUCGUUACUACAGUGCCAUUGCCGCCACAACCGCCACCUCCGCCACCGCCAUUUCCGGUAGUUGGUGUACCAUCACCAACAUCGUCUUCGUCGACGCCAUCUUUAACAAUCAACUCAAUCGCUGCCAAUCAAUCGAAUUCCAAUACAAUUUAUUCGAAGAAUACUAACACCGCUGUCUCGACACGACCACCACAAACAUCAUCAUUAUCCUCAAAUCAAAACCAACAACAACAACAUCCGAUGGCUACUCCUGUUCCUGUUCCGGUUGCAGGAGCAUCCACAGAUAUCAUGCAAGAAGAACUUAAACAAGUCUUACGAUCGCGAGAACGCCGCGACUUGGAUAUUUUAAAAACUCCACAAAUUUAUAUCGAACAAAUGUCAAGUCCUUCCGAAGUCGAAACAUGGCUAAGAGCUAAGGAAUUUUCUGAAAAAAUUAUUAAACGUUUACAACGCUUAAGUGGUGAGGAGUUAUUUGCAUUGCCAGCUGAAAAAAUGGAGGAAUUAUUUGGUGUAAAAGAAGGCAGACGUUUGGCAUCACAAAUUAUGUUGCAAAAAAGCGUUUCUGGUUAUAAAACAGCUAGAACAACCGAACUACAAGCUGUUUUAGCCAGAGCCAGGCCAAAGUCAGAAAUGGAGCAACAUUUUUGAAUUGAAUAUACAACAAAACUCGUGAAUCUUUAUAUUGAAUCUCAAAAUUUUAAACUUAAUUUCGAAACCAUUUUAUUAUAUACUAUUACCCGUAUUGGGAUUGUCAACUAUAAAUUUAAAGUUGAUAAAUAUUAAAACCAAAUAGGAAAAUUGAUAAAUUUAUUUAUGGAAUUUUUUUUUUUC